Molecule: messenger RNA, 1295 nt
Organism: Neltuma alba
Lineage: Eukaryota; Viridiplantae; Streptophyta; Magnoliopsida; Fabales; Fabaceae
Product: tRNA pseudouridine synthase A 1-like
Exons: 6
Coding region: 14-1003 (329 amino acids)
Biological process (GO): tRNA pseudouridine synthesis
Molecular function (GO): RNA binding; pseudouridine synthase activity
Source: RefSeq, a predicted model, not a curated record
AUUUCUGGGAGUGAUGAAUGUCGCAGUAGCAGGCCUGCUUGCUCCUUCUCUGACUCCUCGUCUUUCUACCUCCAUUGGAAGCUCGAAUCUCGAUGGCAAUGGACGAUACCCUCUGGAGGAGUCUAACAAUUUUUUAAAUCCCACUCAAGCCGGGUAUAAAUGGCGCUUGGUUUUGGCCUACGAUGGAACCAAUUAUGCAGGCUGGCAAUAUCAGCUGUCCCCCCCAACCAUACAAUGCGCUGUGGAAAACGCUUUAACUCGAGUUACCAAGCUAGAUAGAAAGGAUCUCUGCUUGGUUGGUUCUGGCAGGACGGAUAGAGGAGUUCAUGCAUGGGGUCAGGUUGCACACUUCACCACACCAUUCAACUAUGACAGCUUGGAAGAGAUUCACGCAGCUCUGAAUGGCCUUCUUCCUUCUGAUAUCCGAGUUAGGGAGAUUAGCCCAGCAUUGCCUGAAUUCCACGCUCGAUUCUCUGCAAUAAGUAAGGUUUACCAUUACAAGAUAUACAAUGAUACCAUCAUGGACCCAUUUCAACGGCACUUUGCUUACCAUAGUGCCUAUAAACUCAAUAGCGCUGUCAUGAGAGAAGCUGCGAAAUAUUUUAUUGGGAAGCAUGACUACUCUGCCUUUGCCAAUGUAUCCCACAAUGAUCGGGUUCCAGAUCCAGUGAAGGAAAUAUUCAGAUUUGAUGUGGUAGAUAUGGGAGCUCUUUUGCGGCUAGAAGUUGAAGGCUCAGGUUUCUUAUACAGACAAGUACGAAACAUGGUGGCUCUGUUGCUUCAAAUCGGCAAAGAAGCAAUUCCUCCUGACAUUGUCCCCAUGAUUUUGGAAUCUCGAGACCGCAAGGAGCUGGCAAAGUACGCAUUGUCUACUCCACCUCAUGGCCUUUGCCUUGUAUCUGUCAACUACAAUGAAAGUCACUUAUUAAUUCCACCAGGUCGCCCUGCUGGCAGUUUUGGUAGGCAUCAUAGUGUUACAAAAUGUAAGCUUCCGUUCUAUUAACAAUAUUCAGCAGCCUAUGAAAUGAUGAGACUUCAAAAACGGUGCCCCAUUGAAUUUGCAGAUAUGAUGCACACAAUUUAUCUCGUGGUCGUAUCUGUGUCAAUAUUGAUGUUUCUUGAUUAGGAACAAAAGGAAGAUCCCAUUUGUAGGAACUACGUUUUGACGUAUAUUUGAUUGUGCCUGGGGCCUGGAAUAGGAAUUUGACUUCUGGGUUUGUUUCCAAGAUAUAAUUUCGAGUGAAGUUCCAUAUUUGUUUAAUUCAAUGAGUAUAAAUUUAAUCAUUUACUUUUAA